This is a messenger RNA of Equus quagga, 2673 nucleotides long. It is a transcript of the gene RNF228, whose product is annotated as transcription intermediary factor 1-beta. NCBI's taxonomy places the organism in Eukaryota, Metazoa, Chordata, Mammalia, Perissodactyla, Equidae. Gene Ontology annotation, biological process: protein ubiquitination. The record is from RefSeq and is a predicted model, not a curated record. Gene Ontology annotation, molecular function: ubiquitin protein ligase activity. The coding region runs from base 107 to 940 and encodes 277 amino acids. The transcript has 2 exons.
GCCAGAGGGGGGAGGCAGAAGCGCCUCCUCCCCGCCGGGAGCCGAGGCGGCGGCGCAGGGGGAGGAAGGCGCCUCACCUUGCCCCCGAUGAGGGGCGGAUCCUGCCAUGGCAGCGCCGACGAGCGAUAGCGGCGGCGGCGGCGCCGGCGAGCGGAGCCCAUCCAGCAGCCCCGGGAGCUCCACAGGAGCCGGGGGCACCGCGGCGGGAGCUCGGGACGGCGGGGACGCGGGAGCCCGGAGCGCCACGGUGACGGUCUCCGGCCUCCCUCCGCUCGAGGACUACGAGUGCAAAAUCUGCUACAACUACUUCGACGCGGACCGGCGCGCGCCCAAGCUGCUGGCGUGCCUGCACACCUUCUGCCAGGAGUGCCUGAGCCAGCUGCAGCUCCGCGCCGCCGCCGCCGCCACCGCCGCCGCCGCCGCGCCUGAGCGCCCGCUGCGCCCGCCGCCCUGGCACGGCCCGCCCGGCGCCAUCGCGUGCCCCGUGUGCCGCGACGCGGCCCACGGGCCACGCGCCCGCGCCGGCCUGCGCGCCCCGGGCGCAUACGAGAGCUGCCAGAACUGCAAGCGCGCCGCGCUCACCGCCGGCUGCGUGUGCGUCGUCUUCUCCUUCCUCUCCAUGGUGGUGCUGCUCUUCACCGGCCUCAUCUUCGUCAACCACUACGGCGGCGGUGGCGGCGGAGGACCCCCCGGCGGCGGAGCGCCCCCUGGCGCGGCCCCAGCGGCUGGGUCGCCCUCGCCCUCGCCCGUGGGGCCCAUCUGCCUGUCGGUGGCCAGCAUCUUGGCGCUCUUCUCAGUCGUCGUCACUUGGGUCAUCUGCUGGCUCAAGUACCGGCCCGACGGCGCUGCCGCGGGCUCGGCUGGAGGCGGCGGCGGCGGCGGCGGCGGCGGCGGCCCGAGGGCGCGGGCGGCGAGCGGCCCGCGGAGGAGCGACACGUAGCCAGACCGCAUGCCGGCCACCUGCCCGCACCUCCAGCCGCGCGCGGCCCGAGAGGAGGGGGCCACUGGCUCGGUGCGCUCGAGCUUCUCCGCCCUCUCCCUGCGGACCCCGGACGCGCACCCCAUCGCCGCCCGGCCACUGCAGGGCCUGGGGUUUCCUCCUCUCGGGCUCUCCACGUCCCGCCUCCUCCGCGCUGGGCCAGAGAGGGACAUCGAGGAGGCGGAGAUGCCUGUUGGGAGUCCAUCUUCCCGGUCUGUGCAAGAUCCAUCUCCGCUUCAUGCAGCAGCUUCAUCCUCGCCAGCGUGGGCAGCCGUCCCUCCCCAGAGUGCGAGGAUUUGCGAAGAGAAGAGGAGAGAGGAGUGGAACCCCCGUCGCCCCGCCUGAAAGGUGGUUUUCUGGCUGCGGUGACUUUAGAGUUUCUUUAAGAGUAUAGGUGCGCGCGCGCACACACAUCUGCAGCAGUUGUGAGUGGCCUUGAAUUGUCCAGAGGAAGAAUGAAUGAGAUGUAAACGUGAGAGAAAGGUUUCCUUGCCUCUGGAGGUCCUGGAAAGUGAGUGACCUGGAGCGCUGAGAGUGAUGUACACUCCCCCGGGACACGGCGCGGGCGCGAGUGGGGAGACUGGACGUACCAACCUCCCGCAACUGUCCGCGAUUGGGCAGGUGCGCAGCGCGCGUGCGCUCUCGGGUCCGCUUGCCGUCUCCGCGGUGCAGAGAGGUGGCGCGGCACACGAGGUGAUGAUCUUGCUGCCCAGGGUCUGGCAGAGCCCAAGAGUCCCGGAAACUGGGCUCCUGGAAACUUAAGGUUAUUUCAUUCACGGUGUAACAAUCAGGAAGCCAUUUCAUCUUCUGUAACUGGACUCAGGGAGCUUAAAGAGCCCGUUCUCCCCUCUCCUCUCAAAACUGACUUACUGUUGCCCCCACCUGGAAGAUAUUAAAAGUUAUUCGCGCAGAAUAUAAACUAUAGGCUUCCCCCGCCUCUUUUCUUAAUUUCAUUUUUUAAAUAACUUAUUUUGGAAGAUCCAGAUCUGGAAAUUUUGUGCAUUAAAAUUUCCAGGAAAGUUGUUUGGUAAGCAGUAACAUUUCUCCCAUACCUCCAGUCCAAAUACAUUUCGAAAUUAGGAGCAGAAAAUAAAGCAGUGUUGGUAAUUGAUUCCAGAUUUUAUACUGUGAAACAACUAAUGACUUUCCAUUAUCUGAUAAAAUAGAAAAAUAGUGCCCAAAGAUGAAAUUGACAAGUCUUUCUUCCUUUGAUUAUAAAUAUAUAUAUAUUAUAUAUAUAUAUAUCACAAAAAUAUUAUUUUGAAUUUCGCUGUUUGAUAUUGUUGGAAAUCACUGAAAUGUCCACAACUGAUCACAUGAGAUGAAAAAGAAUAUAUAUCUAUCUGACUUUGUAACUAAAAAGAUGGAUUGCAAAUGUAUGUUGCAGGUGGAUUAGAUGCCUUUUUAAAGAGAAAAAAAACCCAACUGUUCCAAAUGAAUUUUAUAUGAAAACAUUCUUUAUUCCAUAUUUUGAAAUUUGGAAUAAGACAAAGUUUUCCUGCUUGAAAAUCACAGAUGCUACUAAGAGUAUGCUAUUAUUCCUUGUGUAUUUAUGCAAGCUGUCUGCAUGACAUCCUGACACUAUUCUAUUAACUGAACUUGAAUGGAGCAUUUGUAUCUGUUAUACAAGUGAAAUAAUUUAUUGGCCAUUGAUAAGUGAUAUGGCUGCAAUUUAGGAAUUGCAAUAUGAUGUG